This is a messenger RNA of Dermochelys coriacea (leatherback sea turtle), 5294 nucleotides long. Its product is annotated as serine/threonine-protein kinase TNNI3K. Gene Ontology annotation, molecular function: RNA polymerase II-specific DNA-binding transcription factor binding; ATP binding; protein kinase activity. Gene Ontology annotation, cellular component: nucleus; ciliary inversin compartment. NCBI's taxonomy places the organism in Eukaryota, Metazoa, Chordata, Testudines, Dermochelyidae. The transcript has 26 exons. Bases 1792 to 4272 code for a protein of 826 amino acids. The record is from RefSeq and is a predicted model, not a curated record. Gene Ontology annotation, biological process: protein localization to ciliary inversin compartment; protein phosphorylation; regulation of transcription by RNA polymerase II.
CUCCCCACCCUUUUGUUGUAUUUAUCUCGCUUUGUUAACAAUUGUGAUUAAAAUAGAGAGAGAGGAUGUAUGUGGAUGGAUGCUUGGUAUAGAUAAUAAAUGAAUGAUCAGGGAGGUGCCAGCCUAGGAGUUCAGUAUCGAUCGGCCAAAGAAUGCGAAGAGUAUAGACAACCAGAUGACCCCCGGAGGGCAGACUGGAAUCCACCCAACAGCCUCAAGGAUGGGACUACCAAAGAACAAGAUAACAUCUGGCAGCACGGAUCCAUCAGGAAUGUGCCAUCUGCUGAUUGAUUCGGCAACAGCAUGAUGAAGUAAUUCCCAUAGACUGGCAUAGGAAUAAAUUCCUAUAAAAAUGGACUUUAGAAACUGAGAACUUUGAGUCUGGUUCUGCUACCACCCUCCAGGAACAUCGGAUGCACAUCUGACAAAGACUCAGCUCCGCCCUCAUGCCCAAGUUACCUGGCCAGUAACUUGGCAUGAGCAACCUCUAGGCUGGUAACUGUAACAAAUUUGCAGAACCUGUGUGUGUGUGUGUGUGUGUGUGUGUGUGUGUGUGUGUGUGUGUGCGCGUGUGUGUGUGUGAACGAACCUGUGAAUGAAUGUGAAACUGAACGAAAUGUUAUAGCUAUAACUGACUGCCUGCUAUGAUUCUUUUUGUAUUCACAAUAAAUGUGACAUUUUGUCUUAUCCCCGUUAAUAAGAUCCUGCUGGUUUUUAUUUUAUUGGUAUACCACAGCUGGUGUUUGGGGAUGAGGAGGUGAGAGAGAGGCACAAUGACCAAAUAGUCUCGGAAGAGUUCUUAAUUCCUGAAAAGACUGCAGUCUGUAUUCCUCCCAAUUGGAAGGACAGAAGGAGUAGAAUCCUGGUCAGACCCCACCUCACCUAGCCAUGCCUCUGUGGUUUGUGGAGUGCCUUGGAGUACUCCACAACAUUUGGGCUUGGGCUGGGGCUGGAGUCCAAAUGUCUGCACCACAAUUUUACAGCCCCUUAGCAUGAGCCCCACAAGCCCAAGUCAGCUGACACAGGCCAGCCGUGGGGGUUUAAUUGAAGUGUACACAUAUCCCAAGUCUGUAGUAGCCCCCUUUCACUCCCCGCACAGGGGCAUGAGGAAGCAAAAAGCUCUCUGAGGGCUCUUCUUCCACUUCAGAAGAGGAAGCACAAUCUGUCCCAGAAUGUGGAAACAUGGAUGUGCUGCUUACUUGCUGUGUUCAACAGUAUUUCUGUAUUUCGGAUCAUUUACGUAUGCUUCCCUGCACGAGCCAUGUUUCAAGAACCCAGCAGUUUUACAAAGCCGGAGGGUGUCUGUUAAAACACACUGUGUGGUUAAAGGUUGAUCCUAUCUCUGUUUUUCCUUUGUGUUGUUAUAAUCCACACAGCUUUCUUUGCUUCUGCUAGUUAGUUUUACAAGCAGAACUGUUGAUAACGACAAAGAAAAUAAUUGUCCCCAACAAGGUUUCUUAUUAUGUAGAGCUGUAUAGUGCAUUCAUGGUGUAAAAGCUGGUGGGAUGCCAGGCUCGAUGUAACUCAUCACAGCACUGAUAUAAUCUAUCCAGGCCAAGUUACACUGAAAUCUGUUGUUGCCAAAAUAUGCUCACAAAUCUGUGCCUAAAGUUUUUUCCUACCAUGGAAAUAUGUAUAUUUUAAUUAUGGUGUCACGGUAGGACAGUAAUUGCAUAGUUUGUAAAACAGUGUCUAUUUUAAAUCUGAUUUUGAAGCCCAUACACAUCCUUUCCUCUUUUUGUUUUGUUUGUUUUUCGUUUUGUCAGAGGAAUACCAGGUGCCACAGAGGGAAUGAAUAGAACAGAUGAAUGGAAGAAGAAAGUUAGUGAAUCAUACGCUAUAAUCUUAGAAAGAUUAGAAGAUGACCUGCAGAUCAAAGAAAAGGAGUUCACAGAACUGAAACACGUCUUUAGCUCUGAUGAAGCCUUUAGCAAAGUCAAUUUAAAUUACCGCACGGAAAAUGGGCUCUCUCUUCUUCAUUUAUGUUGUAUUUGCGGUGGUAACAAAUCCCAUAUUAGAACUCUUAUGCUAAAAGGGUUGCGUCCAUCCAGGUUAACAAGAAAUGGAUUUACAGCUCUGCAUUUGGCAUCUUACAAGGACAGUGCAGAACUUGUGACAGCCCUGCUGCAUGGUGGAGCUGACAUUCAGCAAGUUGGAUACGGAGCUCUUACGGCGCUUCAUAUUGCUACAAUAGCUGGUCAUCAUGAGGCUGUGGAUAUACUUUUGCAGCAUGGAGCUUAUGUCAAUGUUCAAGAUGCAGUGUUUUUCACCCCAUUACACAUUGCAGCAUACUAUGGCCAUGAACAGGUUACCCGCCUCUUGCUGAAGUUUGGUGCUGAUGUGAAUGUGAGCGGGGAAGUUGGAGACAGACCCCUCCACUUAGCUUCUGCCAAAGGGUUUCUUAAUAUUGCAAAACUCUUGAUGGAAGAGGGCAGCAAGGCAGAUGUGAAUGCUCAGGACAAUGAAGACCAUGUUCCUCUACACUUCUGUUCUCGAUUUGGACAUCAUGAAAUAGUGAAGUUCCUACUCCAAAGCAAUUUUGAAGUUCAGCCCCAUGUGGCCAAUAUUUAUGGAGACACACCUUUACACCUUGCUUGUUACAAUGGAAAGUUUGAAGUUGUCAAGGAAAUAAUCCAGCUGUCAGGAACAGAAAGUCUGACUAAGGAAAAUAUAUUCAGUGAAACAGCUUUUCACAGUGCCUGUACCUAUGGCAAGAACAUAGAACUUGUAAAAUUUCUUCUUGACCAGAAUGUUUUAAGCAUCAAUCAUCAAGGAAGAGAUGGGCAUACAGGAUUACACUGUGCUUGCUACCAUGGUCACAUUCGUCUAGUACAGUUUUUACUGGAUAAUGGAGCUGAUAUGAAUCUGGUAGCCUGUGAUCCCAGCAGGUCUAGUGGAGAAAAAGAUGAGCAGACCUGUUUGAUGUGGGCUUAUGAAAAAGGACACGAUGCCAUUGUUACCCUUCUGAAACAUUAUAAAAGACCUCAGGAUGAUUCACCCUGUAACGAAUACUCCCAACCUGGAGGAGAUGGUUCUUACGUCUCUGUUCCAUCCCCUCUAGGGAAGAUUAAAAGCAUGACAAAAGAAAAGGCAGAUGUUCUCCUCCUCCGUGCUGGUUUGCCGUCACAUUUCCACCUUCAGCUCUCUGAAAUAGAGUUCCAUGAGAUUAUUGGCUCAGGGUCUUUUGGAAAAGUGUAUAAGGGAAAAUGCAGAAAUAAAAUAGUAGCGAUCAAACGCUACAGAGCCAAUACCUACUGUUCCAAAUCAGAUGUGGACAUGUUUUGCCGUGAAGUUUCUAUCCUCUGUCGACUCAAUCAUCCUUGCGUCAUCCAGUUUGUUGGUGCUUGCUUAGAUGAUCCAAGUCAGUUUUCUAUAGUCACUCAAUAUAUUUCUGGAGGAUCACUCUUUUCUCUGCUGCAUGAACAGAAGAGGAAUCUUGACUUGCAGUCAAAAUUAAUCAUUGCUGUAGAUGUUGCCAAAGGUAUGGAGUAUCUUCAUAAUCUUAUACAACCAAUCAUACAUCGGGACUUGAACAGCCACAAUAUUCUUCUCUAUGAAGAUGGCCAUGCUGUUGUUGCUGACUUUGGAGAAUCUAGAUUUCUGCAGUCCUUGGAUGAAGACAACAUGACAAAACAACCUGGGAACUUACGCUGGAUGGCCCCUGAGGUAUUCACGCAGUGCACUCGAUACACUAUAAAAGCUGAUGUUUUCAGCUAUGCUUUGUGUCUCUGGGAACUGUUAACAGGUGAAAUUCCAUUUGCUCACCUCAAACCAGCUGCAGCAGCAGCAGAUAUGGCCUAUCAUCACAUCCGGCCUCCAAUAGGGUAUUCAAUUCCCAAGCCCAUAUCAUCACUGUUAAUGAGGGGCUGGAAUGCAUGUCCUGAGGGAAGACCAGAAUUUUCUGAAGUAGUCACAAAAUUAGAAGAAUGCCUAUGCAAUAUUGAGUUGAUGUCUCCAGCCUCCAGUAACAGCAGUGGCUCUUUGUCUCCUUCCUCUUCUUCUGACUGUCUCGUUGCACGAGGAGGUCCUGGCCGUAGCCAUGUUGCAGCAUUACGUAACCGUUUUGAGUUGGAAUAUGCCUUGAAUGCAAGAGCUUAUGCUGUUUGGUCACAAAGCACUGGUCAACACCCUUCUCAAGGCCUUUCCUUGGACGACAUGAGGAGGAAUUUCCAGUACCCACCUAUUGACAGAAACGGUUACGUGUCUGAUCCCAUGAGUUCUAUGCGAUUUCAUUCCUGCAGUAAUAGUGGCAGUUUUGAAGACAGCAGCUGACAGCAUGAACCAUCUACCUGGAAAGAGAUUCCCCAUAUACUGACAGCAGGAAUUCUUACUGUGUCAGCGUAGCUCCCAGUCAUCAUACAUUACACCAAAGAUGCCUAAAUUGGCUUGUUUAUUUACUGAUGGUGAAUAUUUCUAUCAUAAAUUAUGCUGUAACUUAUUUUUCCUGCCAGCUUGCUUAGGGUUUUCUGGUGGUGCACAUCUGUCUUUCCUUAAAAGAAGCAAAUGUCCACAAGGAAUGCUGCAUCUUAAACUUGAAUAUUAAUAAUUCGAAAAAAGAGAUUAAAGCAAAAAUAAAUCUGUUAAAAGUGACAGAGUUCUAGGGCAAGUUGUUUUACUUUGGACUGCAGUAAAGCUUGUGCAGAUAUCAUAAACUUCCCGACUGAUACAAACAAAGUAGCAACAAAGCCAGCCAGAAUCACAGGAAAGAAUCAGCUCAUAAUUCCUAAAGCCACAGCAGGACACAGCACAGCCAAUAUUGUUCCAGCUUCCAAACAGUUUCCUUAUUUUCUUUUAGGGUUUGUCUUUGUUUAGAAACUUCCAGUUUUCCAAUUCUGUAUGUUGCACAGGUGUAGUUCUCCAGGUCCUCAGUCCUGUAGUUCUUCUCAAUCCCAGGUCAUGGAUGCUUUAAACCCUCUGUAUGAGAAUGAAGAAAUCCUUAGCUGACUGUCCUAAUUGGCUUCUGAACAGAUUUUUUCUCAUAUCUGCUUUUUACUUCAGGUUGUGUGCCUUACAUCCUCAAAUUACAUAGAAAAUGCUCUCCAGUUCCCUUAUGCUUAUGUUAAAAAAAAAUGUAACCAGCUAGAGAGAGAUAAGAAACUAAACCCCAACCCAUAUAAGUUUAAUGUAGCCAUAUAAAAUUUUUAUGUCCCAAAUGUAAUAACCUUGCAGCAAGACAAAAGGUUACAUUUUCACCCAUCCAAAGCAAAACUACUCUGCAGUGCCAUCUAGUGACUCUACACACAUGAGUAUUGGGUUCCAGCGUUUUCACAGCAAGGGAUUCAAUCAAUUGGUUA